This is a messenger RNA of Tarenaya hassleriana, 1864 nucleotides long. RefSeq names its product metal transporter Nramp6. Bases 91 to 1698 code for a protein of 535 amino acids. Lineage: Eukaryota; Viridiplantae; Streptophyta; Magnoliopsida; Brassicales; Cleomaceae. Gene Ontology annotation, biological process: metal ion transport. Gene Ontology annotation, cellular component: membrane. Gene Ontology annotation, molecular function: manganese ion transmembrane transporter activity; cadmium ion transmembrane transporter activity. The transcript has 13 exons. The record is from RefSeq and is a predicted model, not a curated record.
GAUGUUCGUGUUGUAGCUGUUACAUUGGGAUACGAAGAUAUAGAAAACCCGGAAAGGAAAAGAACAGACAAAAAAAAAAAAAGCUAAGAUAUGGGGGAUACGACAUCUGGGCAAUCCCAGUUCAUCGCCAGUGUCGGAAAUCGGAGCUUCGCGAACUCUCCUUUGAUCGAAAACCCAGAUUCCAAUCAGAUUAUUGUCCCUGAGAAGAAGAGCUGGAAAAACUUCUUUGCAUACUUAGGUCCGGGGUUUCUUGUUUCGAUCGCUUAUAUUGAUCCCGGAAACUUUGAGACCGAUCUGCAAUCAGGAGCACAAUAUAAGUACGAGUUGCUGUGGAUUAUAUUGGUGGCUUCUUGUGCUGCUCUGAUUAUUCAGUCUCUGGCUGCAAACCUCGGCGUUGUCACAGGAAAGCACUUAGCUGAGCAUUGUAGAGCGGAGUACUCAAAGGUUCCGAAUUUCAUCUUAUGGGUCAUAGCAGAAAUCGCCAUAGUCGCAUGUGACAUCCCGGAAGUUAUCGGGACAGCAUUUGCUUUGAACAUGCUCUUCAACAUCCCGGUUUGGAUCGGUGUUCUUCUAACGGGACUAAGCACACUGGUUCUUCUUGCACUGCAACAGUAUGGGAUCAGAAAACUCGAAUUCUUUAUUGCCUUUCUCGUGUUCACCAUUGCUAUAUGCUUCUUCAUUGAGCUCCAUUACUCAAGGCCAGAUGCAGGGGAGGUCCUUCACGGUCUCUUCGUACCUCAACUAAAGGGGAACGGUGCAACCGGCCUUGCCAUUUCCUUGCUCGGAGCCAUGGUUAUGCCGCAUAACCUCUUUCUACACUCGGCCUUGGUCCUCUCAAGAAAGAUUCCCCGUUCAGUUACCGGCAUCAAGGAGGCUUGUCGGUUUUACUUGAUAGAAAGUGGGUUGGCCCUUAUGGUGGCGUUUCUCAUCAACGUCUCCGUGAUAUCAGUGAGCGGUGCAGUUUGCAAAGCUCCGGACUUGAGUCCAGAAGAUCGAGCAAGCUGUGAGGAUCUUGACUUAAACAAAGCUUCGUUUCUGCUACGGAAUGUUUUAGGUAAAUGGAGCUCAAAGUUUUUCGCUAUCGCGUUACUUGCUUCGGGCCAGAGUUCAACGAUAACAGGAACAUACGCAGGACAAUAUGUCAUGCAGGGUUUUCUUGAUCUACGGCUUAAGCCAUGGAUUAGGAACCUCUUAACCAGGUGCUUGGCUAUAAUCCCGAGUUUGAUCGUUGCCCUCAUCGGCGGUUCAUCCGGAGCAGGAAGGUUAAUCAUCAUCGCUUCGAUGAUCUUAUCGUUCGAGCUCCCAUUUGCUCUCGUCCCGCUUCUCAAAUUCACCAGCAGCAAGACUAAGAUGGGAUCGCAUGCCAACACGCUUUUGAUUUCAUCCUUGACUUGGAUCAUUGGAGCACUGAUAAUGGGCAUAAACAUAUACUACAUAGUGAGCAGCUUCAUCAAGGUGCUUCUCCAUAGCCACAUGAAGCUUGUGGCCGUCGUCUUCUGCGGAAUUCUCGGGUUCUCGGCCAUUGCCGUCUACUUAGCCGCCAUUGCUUACCUCGUACUCCGGAAGAACAGAAAGUCCACUAAUCUUCUAGCCUUGACGACGCCGGAAAAUUCUCAGACAGUGGAAUCACUUCCGAGAGAAGACAUUGUAAACAUGCAGUUGCCGAGUCGAGUGACUGCUUCUUCUGACGUCAAUUAAUCAUAUCAUAUCGAUAUAGGAUCAGAUCGAUAGAUUAUAUGGUACUAAUAAUCAUGGUUCUAGCGACAUGAACUUUGAUGGUUUAAAUGCAGGUUACCGAGUUUCAUGCCAUAGUUGAAUGUUAGAGCCAAGAAAAUGCUGAAAUAAAGACACAGACUUUGGUUCA